UCUGACACACAGGUUUACCGUCUGAAGGUGUAGGUGUGGUUCUUCUGGGUUGAUAGAUCAGUCAUACUGCACCAUGGUCGACUCAGGUAAGAGCGUGAAUAAAGACAUGAAGGUGUUUGUGGUGGACAGCCAGGCGCUCCCGCCUCCGGUGUCUGUGAGGAAGGACGGCCCGCAGCUCUCCGUCAUGUACCUGCUGCUGGCCGUGGCUCUGCUGGGGGUCUUCAUCGAGGCUGGGCUCAUCUUGCAUCUCUACAGCAGGCCCGCGGUGAGUCCUCAUGCAUGUGUGUUCCAUGCAGCUCAUAUAGAUAUUAGUUAUGCUCAGUUAACCCUCUGGAGGUCUUUGAUCUCUUUAGAUCAUAAAGUCAUGCUGGAGAUUCUAGCCGUCAGGUUUAGUUCAUGUAGUUCUGGAGACAUCCGCAUCAUCAUCAGAUAUCCAGAAAGGGGGGCAUAUGAAAGACGAGAAGCACACGCUUCCCAGCAGUUCACAUGGUUGGUAAACACUCACACAUUCAGAGGAUUGAAGAUGGGUUCAGUGUUCAUUCGGCUUGUUUUCUCAACAGAUUCCAAUGAAGUUUUGCCUGAAAAACCUCCCAAAGCUGAGAGCAAACCAGCUGCAUUUCUGCAAAUUGCUUCGCCUCCGUUCAGUCGGAACGGCGUUCUGCCCUGGAGAUAUGACAGCUUCACGGUGUUCUUGAGGGGUCUGGGAUACAAGAACAAUAGCCUGCACAUCCAGCAGGACGGAUACUAUUACAUCUUCUCCAAGAUCUCUCACAUGGAGAACUGCAACUUCUUCAAGCACCAGGUGAUGCAGAGGACAGAGAGGUACAACUCCAAGGCCAUCGAGCUGAUGCAGAGCUCCAGGUUCAUCUGCGUGACCAAUUUAUCCCAAUCGAGGGGCAACAGCUACCUGGGAGGCAUCUUCCAUCUGCUUAAAGGAGACAGUGUGUUCGUAAUGGUCAGUAACAGCUCGCAGGUGCACGGAGACGUCUACGAGAACUUCUUUGGGGCCUUCAUGGUCUAAAUACGGACACACUGCUGCAAGAACGUCUCACACACACCCUCAGGUAUAUCAAUAUAUUUAGUGUGAGUAUGGCUGACUCCUGAGCCUCGGAUCCGAUGCCAUUUCUCUGUAAGUUUUACGAUGAGUUAGAGGCCCAUUCUCAGGAAACCAUUUGAAAGGAAAUAUAUUUCUAAUCACUUGUUUUUAAGUAUUUGUACUAUUUAAGAAAUCAUGUUUAAAAUGCUUGUAAAUUUGUUACUGUCAUCUAUCCUUUAUCUAUUAUAAGCUGAUGACAAUUUAUAUACUGUACAUAAACUCACCUAAAGGAUUAUUAGGAACACCUGUUC
This is a messenger RNA of Carassius carassius (crucian carp), 1347 nucleotides long. RefSeq lists its product as uncharacterized. Gene Ontology annotation, biological process: immune response. Lineage: Eukaryota; Metazoa; Chordata; Actinopteri; Cypriniformes; Cyprinidae. The record is from RefSeq and is a predicted model, not a curated record. The transcript is spliced from 7 exons. The coding region runs from base 74 to 1021 and encodes 315 amino acids. Gene Ontology annotation, molecular function: tumor necrosis factor receptor binding. Gene Ontology annotation, cellular component: membrane.